AAUAUCACUAAAGAUUUAACCUUUCCUCAACUGCUUAAGUUCCCAUUACACUUGGAAGUCUGCUUCUGAUUCUCACUUGGAGGAAAACAAACCACGUGCUCGUCACGUGAGAGUAGAAGAUAAAACCCCAGCCUGAGUUUCAUUCUCUCCAACCAUAAACCCUUCCUUCCUCAUUUGCUCUCUCUCUCUCUGGAUUCUGGAAAUGGUGUCACUUGACCCAGAUGACUUCUUGGCCGACCUCGCCGACCUCUCGGACCAUCCCAGCCGUCCGUUUCCCGUAAGUUCAUCUCCACCACCGUUAUGGGUUUUACUUAGGGUUUUAGCCACCCCCUUGUUCACUACUUGGCUGUACUUGAGUCUCUGUUUUUCAUUUUGUUAAAUUACAAAGAAAUAGCCUCUUUCCUCUUUUGGGUUUGUCUAACUCGACUGAAAUUAUGUACUACAAUCCAAAGUUGGGAACUUUUUUGGUUUUUGAAUUUUUGUGGUGCAGGAGAAGCUUCCUGAGGAAGAAGAGCUUGAAUGGAUAUCCAAUAUAGACGCUUUUCCGGCCGUAGAAACCUGCAUGCUGCCGGAGGACCCGCUGGCGCAGCAGAAGACUGUUCCCAAUGCCAUGCAGGGGAAUGGAGCUCUGUCAUUGCCGCCAAUGCCGGGCAGGAAACCAAAUGAGGACAGUGGCAAAGGCAAGAGUAUGAGAGGUUGCGCAUUUUGCGGGGUUAUGCAGGGCAAGGAGGGUCCCUCGGGGAUGUGUAAUGCGUGCGGGUUUAGCUACAAGGCUGGUAGGCAUUGCGCUGAAGAAGUAGAGGAUCCUGAAGAGCCGAGCAUUAAGAGUGACAAGGUGAAGAAGAGAACUAAGAGUGAUAAGGUGAAGAAGAGCAUUAAGGGUGAUGAGGUGAAGAAGAGCAUUGAGAGUGGUGAGGUGAAGAAAAUUGGGAGACAGUGUACACAUUGUGGGAUUACAAAGACUCCGCAGUGGCGGAUGGGUCCUCUUGGACUUCAAACCCUGUGUAAUGCUUGUGGGGUUAGGUACAAGUCAGGGCGCCUUUGCCCCGAGUACCGCCCUGCAAAUAGCCCUACGUUCUUGCCGGAGUUGCAUUCGAAUUUGCACAGGAAGGUAAUUCAGAUGAGGAAUCAAACAUAUGGGAUUGAGGGAACGAUGGCAAAACCUGUGGAUAAUUGCACAAACAGUGCUGCGACCACGGCAAUAGUGAAUAUUUUGGAGCGGCCAAGAAGAAAGGUCAUUGCUGAGAAGCAGAGCCCUGUUUCUGUGCUUGAAGACAACACAAAAAGCAGCUCCACCCUGGAGUCCCACCAACCCCCAAGCAAAUUUUUGGGGCAGCAGCAGCAGUUGGUCAGUAACCAACUUAACAACAAGCACAACCCAGAAGACACUGCCAAAGUGGAAGUUGAGACAAACACCACCACCCUCAUGAAUUCCCAUGGGACCAUCAAGCUGUCCUAUAAAGUGCCAAGCAGAAUUUUAGAGCAGCAGCAGCUGUUUAGUUGCCAACCUACCAACAAACGCAGAAAGAAAAACACUGUCAAAUUGAAGAAUGAGGGAGCCGUUGCUACUCUCACGAGUUCUUGUGCGAACCUUGAGUCGCCAAAUGAAUUUCUGGAGCGGCAACAGCUGUUUAAUGAUCAACCUAACAAUAACUGCAACAAGAAGCAUACUGCCAUAGUGGAGGUGACCGUGAAAGCUGUGGAUAUAUGCAGCCCCACUCUCAUGAAGUCUAAGAAAGAUUCAUUGCCUGCUGUUGAAACAUCAAAUAUCUUGGAUCAUUCAAGAGGCCAUAUUAUUGCUGAACAGCGGAUCCCUGUCUUGGUGCUUCAAAACAACACUAACAACAGUGCCACCCUCAUGAGGGGUGCCUGUGAGACUGUUGAGCUGCCCCACCAGUCCUCAAGCAAAAUUUUCAGGGAGCAGAUGCUGUUUUAUAACCCAGCUAACGACAACCCUGACAAAAUAGACACUGCCACAGUGGAGAUCGAGGGAAACAUCACUUCCACAAUGAGCUCCUGUACAACACCCACGCUGGCCAGCCAAGCGCCAAACGAAUUCUCCAGUCAGCAGGAGCUGUUCUUUAACUAUCCUAAUAUCAACUGCAACAAGAAAGACACUGCCAUAGUGGAGAUUGAGACAAAAUGCCAGAACUGUGGGGCUAAACAGAGCUCCCAACAGUGGGAGGGUCCCAUUGGACCCAAAAUCUUGUGUCUUUCAUGUGGGCUAGCCGGCAUGGCCCAGAACACUGCUAGGCGGAAAAGAAGUACGCCUUUAGCUUCUUACAAAAGGUGCAAAAAGGAAGACAUUGCCAAAGUGAAGAUGGCAGUGAAACUUGGUGAUAAAUGCACAAACGGCACUGCUGCCCUCAUGAACUCCAAGAAAGACCCCUUUAUCGAUACAUUAAAUAUCUCAGAGAAACCAAAUGUCGUUGUCAUUGCCGAGGAGCAGACCCCUGCCUCUGUGUUUGGAUACAGCAGCAUGCCCCUCAUGAGCUCUACUCCGACCAUCAACCCCCUCAACCAAGCCCCAAGCGAAUUUCUGGGCCAGCAGAACCAGUUAUGUGACCAUAAGAAUCACAAAGAGAAAGAUGCUGCCACUGUGGAGACUGAGGGAAACAGCUCUACCCUCAUGAGGUCCUCUGGGACCCUUGAGUUGCCCAACCAAGACCUAAACGAAAUUUUGGAGCAGCAGCAGCUGCUCUGUAAGAAAGCUAAGAACAUCCCCAACAAGAAAGACACUGCUAGAGUGGAGAUCAAGGAAAACAGCACCACCCUCAUGAUCCCUUGUGGGACUUCCAAGGCGCCCUACCAAUCACUGAGUGAAUUUCUGGGACAACAACAGCUUAUUUGUAACCGAGAUAACAAUGAUACAAACAAGGAAAAUGCUGUCAAUAUGGAGAAUGAGGGUAAGUGCCAAAAUUGUGGGGAAGAACAGAACCCACGAUGGUUGGGAAGUUGCCUUGGACCAAAAACCCUAUGUCAUGUCUGUGGGCUGGCUAAGUUCACAGCCCUGCAGCAAAGCAGUAUUGCUAUGGAAAUGCCCUGUCCAUUACCUGCCACUAAACCAAGUGUUAUAGCCAAUGGCGAGCACCAAAAACUUUUCUCAGCUCAGGAAAAUAGCACAAAGAACAGCACAGACCUCAUGAGCUCCUGCAGGAUAACGAUACCCCACCGCGCCCGAAGCAAGGGUCACUGUAGAAGAAGAAGCACAAUUCCAAGCCAGCAAGUUGGGAUUGGAGAAAAAUGUGUGCAAUGCGGAAAACAGACAAAUAGGUGGCGGAUGGGUCCCCUCGGACCCACAACCCUGUGUAAUGCCUGUGGAAAUAAGUACCUGCCCUUGUGGGGAAUAAGCGAAGUGACAGUGGACAUCACCAAGUGUCAGCAUUGCGGGUCUAGAGAGGCGACACAAUUGCUAAUGAGUGCCCUUGGAGCCAAAACCCUAUGUGCUGUAUGUUAUCAUUGGAUUAAGUAUGGGCGGCAGCAGUUAUGUAACCAAACUAACAACAAUUCAGACAGGAAAGCCAUUAGUAAAGUGGUUACUGGAAGAAAAUGCCAUCAUUGCGGAGUUGAGGAAACCGCACUUUGGCGGUCAGGUCCUAUGGGUUCCAAAACACUAUGUAAUGCAUGUGGGCUCCGGUGGUACAAAUUCGGGGAUUUUUGCCGUGACUGCUGUGCUAGUAUAUCAAUGCCUUCGAUUUGUCACAGGAAAGUGCCGACAUGUAGAAGCAAGAAAUUGUAGGAAUGGGAGUAAGAGCCUGCAAAUAGAAACAACACUAUUGGUGAGUAACCAUUUCCUUUUUCUCUGCAGUGUAGUUAGUAGCUAGUAGGAUUAGCGGAACUGUUGAUAUAUGGUAGUUGGCUUGGCUGCUUGAAUUUGCAUUUGAUCAAUGAAUCAAGGGUGAAUAUGGAAUUGUGGAUUAA
Argentina anserina (silverweed cinquefoil) is the source of this 3921-nucleotide messenger RNA. RefSeq lists its product as uncharacterized. The coding region runs from base 563 to 3739 and encodes 1058 amino acids. The record is from RefSeq and is a predicted model, not a curated record. Gene Ontology annotation, molecular function: zinc ion binding; sequence-specific DNA binding. Lineage: Eukaryota; Viridiplantae; Streptophyta; Magnoliopsida; Rosales; Rosaceae. Gene Ontology annotation, cellular component: nucleus. The transcript is spliced from 5 exons. Gene Ontology annotation, biological process: regulation of DNA-templated transcription; cell differentiation.